AUGCCAGCAAACGCGAACCAGCACGACGAUAUCGCUGCUUUCAGCAACUCGAUCCCACCUCCUCCUCCUUACUCGGCUGAAGGCGCGCAAGCUCAAUACGAUCUCACCCCCUUGCCUCAUCAUGAGAACAGACCUAGACUCCCAGAAGAGAGGAGGAAUCCUUUACUUACAAGCUUGCCCGAGGACGUCAAGAUUGUCAAAUUCCAAACUAUCGUUCGUGAAGGUAAGGAAAUCGUCGUAGGUAGAAUCAAGGUUCCUACGCCCGGAACAUCAAGUCAUGCUUUCAUCCUUAGAAGAUACGACACCAACGCUAUCUCUUUGACUACCAUGUACAAGGUCGCUUUCCCAGGUGCUACCGACGAAGACGAGAAGCGAGAAAUGGACUGGGUCAAGUCAUCUUUCGAUACUCGAGGUACCAACGGUGGUCGAGGUAGCGAUGUAGUCAGAUUAGCCGGUCAAUGGGUCAGCAGACAUCUCGCUAUCCACUUGGCAGGAGCUUAUAACCUCCAAGAAUUGAUUGCUUCACUCGCUCGAGCAAUUCCAGACCCCAACGUCGCUUAUCGAAAAUCUCAACGAUCUCAAGCAGCUUCCGAAGAGAUGGCUCGACAGAACCCACCUGAGCCUACAACCGCUGCCGUCCCCGCUCGACCGGUCCCAUCUAUGACUGCCGCCGAGACAGCUUCGCCCGCACCUAAGCGACAACGACGAGCUCCCUCUACCCCCGCUGCCGAAGCUUCGUCUAGCACUUCUACUGGAGGAGAAGCUGCGGUCGCCGAGGCAGAACAAGGUGGUCAAAGACAUCUCACUCUCGAAGCUACCACCACCGUCACCGCUCCUGCAGGUACCAACGUCGAUAUGGAAGCUGAGAUUGAAUCUGCCAAACAACUCGUCAAAGACCUCAAGAAAGAAUUGAGACUUCGAGCUGCCGUAGGAGAAGAAUUGGAAGAACAAGGUGUAGAUCUCCCUGAAGAAACUAGAGGUACCAAGAGAGGUAAAAACCAUGAUGAUGAUGGGGUGAUCAUUUCAGGAGGAUCGGGAACGAACGGUAAGGAUAGGAUUGUAAGGAAGAACAAGCGUGUGGUCCAGAAUGGUAUUUUGGGUGAGACUGGUCAAAAGAUCGCUUGGGGUACUAUCAUUUUCAGUCUGGGAGUUGGCGCUGCUACUCUCCUACCCCAAUACGUAUCCAGUUUCUUCUAA
Molecule: messenger RNA, 1197 nt
Organism: Kwoniella botswanensis
Lineage: Eukaryota; Fungi; Basidiomycota; Tremellomycetes; Tremellales; Cryptococcaceae
Exons: 7
Coding region: 1-1197 (398 amino acids)
Biological process (GO): meiotic attachment of telomere to nuclear envelope; mitotic telomere tethering at nuclear periphery
Cellular component (GO): nuclear membrane complex Bqt3-Bqt4
Molecular function (GO): DNA binding
Source: RefSeq, a predicted model, not a curated record